Molecule: messenger RNA, 711 nt
Organism: Dictyostelium discoideum AX4
Lineage: Eukaryota; Evosea; Eumycetozoa; Dictyosteliales; Dictyosteliaceae
Gene: rpl6
Product: 60S ribosomal protein L6
Exons: 2
Coding region: 1-711 (236 amino acids)
Biological process (GO): translation
Cellular component (GO): ribosome
Molecular function (GO): structural constituent of ribosome
Source: RefSeq, a predicted model, not a curated record
AUGGCUCUUGACAAUAAAUUUGUUGCUAAAGGAUUAAGACUCUACAGUGCUCGUUCUGUCGCAAACAGAACCAAGACCUUUGUUGCCAAGAAAAACAAGGUUGUUGCACCAAAGAAAGUUGUUGCCCCAGUCACACCAGUUGAAAAGACUUUCGGUAAAGGUAAACGUGUUAUUGCUGCCAAAGCUUCCAAAUUUGCCCCAUCCAUCCCAGCCGAAAUCAGAAGCACCGCUGCCAAAAAAGUUCAACAAAAAGUUGCUCUCCGUAAAUCAAUCACCCCAGGUACCGUCCUCAUCAUCCUUGCUGGUCGUUUCGCUGGUAAACGUGUUGUUGCCUUAAAACAAUUAGACUCUGGUUUAAUUUUAAUCACUGGUCCAUUCAAAGUUAACGGUGUCCCAUUACGUCGUAUUGAUCAAAGAUACGUCAUUGCCACCUCAACUAAAAUCGACGUCUCAAGUGUUAAAGUUGCUGCCACCAUCAACGACGCUUACUUUGCCGCUGAAAAGAAAUCAACCACUAAAUCUGAAGGUGCUUUCUUCAGUGACGAAAAGAAAGCUGAAAAGAAGAAAAUCGCCGACUCACGUGUUGCUGACCAAAAAUCCGUUGACUCUGCAAUCUUAGCUGUCCUCAAGAAAGAAAAAUUCUUAACUGUUUACUUAAAGACUAAAUUCUACUUGAAGAAAGGUGAAUUCCCACAUCAACUCAAAUUCUAA